Messenger RNA from Rubroshorea leprosula, 455 nucleotides. The record is from the annotation of a GenBank genome assembly. Lineage: Eukaryota; Viridiplantae; Streptophyta; Magnoliopsida; Malvales; Dipterocarpaceae.
GAAUUUGGCUAAAGAAGAGAGAGAAAGGGAGGAUGAUGAAAGAGAAAGGAGAGAAUAAGAAGGGAAAGGGAAAAUGGAAAGUUCUGAAAGAUGACAGGGAUCGUUCUCCUCUCGCCAGCAAGGGGAAACAGCUCUAGGGAUCUGCCAUAUUAGAUUAAUUGAAGGCUCCGAAUAGUUGUGUAGAAUUGCAAUUGAAAGAUAGUUAUUGAGGUGAAGAAGUAUGAGCAUUGGGAUCUGCAUGGGGAUUGAGAGAUCGUUAGGAUAAAUUGGCAGAAAUUUAGCAAUAGCUCAAUUGGAAGUUUAUUUGGUUUUAUGGAAUAAGGUGUUAAACACUUUAUGUUUUGGUUAAAGGAUUUGAUAUUGCUUUUUGGAGACUAUUAAGAUUUGUUAAUGGAAUUGUAAGAAUAGCAAAGGAGAUUGUAUUGAUAAUCGACGAAUAUAGCCUUACACAUUUA